This is a messenger RNA of Alternaria arbusti, 1023 nucleotides long. RefSeq lists its product as uncharacterized. The record is from RefSeq and is a predicted model, not a curated record. Bases 1 to 1023 code for a protein of 340 amino acids. NCBI's taxonomy places the organism in Eukaryota, Fungi, Ascomycota, Dothideomycetes, Pleosporales, Pleosporaceae. The transcript has 2 exons.
AUGGGCGACCUGGAGCCCGGUGGCCUCGGCCGGUAUAUGGAGCACAAGUCCAUGGUAACGGCCAUGGACAAGUUUGUCAUGAGCGACAUCAACACAGGCCCGUUCGAGCUCUGCAAGUUCAUGCACAUGGCACCUAUCAUCCAAAGCUUCCAGGCUUACGCCGCCAUCGCCUUGUUCUACCAGACGGAAGAGUUUCUUGCUUCCGAGCACGGCCUACCAUUCUGGUCUUCCCUGCUGUUUGACCAAGAAGAAAGAGCUAAGCGAACCCCUGAUCGAAGAAGCCAUGUCAGCAACCCAUAUAUGCCAGCAGAGUUGUGGAAAGAUCGAGACGAGCUCCUGAGACGCAAUCAGCGAAGCAAGCUUGAUCCUGUCUACGAUAUUUACCCGAUAGAAUGGCGUAAAAGGAUACGUACCGUGGUUAUCUCCUUGUACAAAGCCGGCAUCAUACAAAGUGCUUACACACCCCAAAUUAAAGGUGUUGCAACUGCCGCCGCCGAACCCAACCGCGCGCUGGAUUUCUACCUUGAUUUCCGAGCCCAAUCCAGACCUAAAUUCAAGGCCGUCUUGGCGGAUCCUACACCCUUGAAUCGCGACUACAUAGUCAAGGCGGCAAACAAGUUCGCGGCUCAGCAUGGCUCUGCCAUGUUUUCGGCGCUGCGAAUGUGGUCUGCUCCGCACUUUUACCCCAUGGAAGCUAGUGGAAAUGAGACAUUCGCAGACGAUAGCGGCAGGUACUGGGAUUGGAGAUACAUGCCCAAGGACUCGUCACUCAGUGAGUGGAACACGCACAAGAUCGUGAGCGAUAUAAUGGACAAAUACAGACCGAUAUGGAGCGACCAGGUGAGAGUUGCCAGGGAUCUGAUCCUGGUCAUUGGCAAGGACGCAGACGAGUGUCGGAGGCUCAGUGAAGGGGUGACGUGGGCUACGCAGACGCGCAAGAUGUAUGAGAUGGACUUUUGGCGAAGCUUUGUAAACGUAGACGCCGGCUUCCUGGAAAGGUUGCAUCCUGUAUGGCUUUCGUAG